Messenger RNA from Styela clava, 3402 nucleotides. RefSeq names its product calponin-2-like. The record is from RefSeq and is a predicted model, not a curated record. Gene Ontology annotation, cellular component: actin cytoskeleton. Gene Ontology annotation, molecular function: actin filament binding. Lineage: Eukaryota; Metazoa; Chordata; Ascidiacea; Stolidobranchia; Styelidae. Gene Ontology annotation, biological process: actin filament organization.
UCCAGUGUGAUUAUGCUAAUUAAUUGUCAGGAGCUAUACUUAUUCUCCAUUUUAAUAUUGACAGAUCAAGUUCUGUCUGUUGAUUAAAAUUCAUUCAAUCAUUUUUGGUGAAGUAGUGAACAUUUGAAUUUGAGAUCAAUUUAUAAGUACGUGGAACACUUUGUGAGGGCAAUGGCCGCCCGUGGGCCAAGCUAUGGUUUUAGUCGGGAAGUCAAAAUGAAGCUGAAGUCGAAAUACGAUGUAGCUUUGGAACAAGAUCUUCGAGUCUGGAUUUCUGAAUGUACUGGCCUUGAUCUUCCAUGUGAUCUUAGUUUUUCAGAAUGUCUGAAGGACGGAAUUGUACUUUGCACGUUAAUGGAUUACUUUGAGCCUGGUUCAUUGGGGAAAAAAUUACCACAUACAAAAAUGUUGAAUCCUUUUCGUUGUAUGGAAAACAUUGAGGCUUUCCUGAAAGCAGCUGCAAAAUUUGGAGUUACAAUGUCAUCCCUCUUCCAAACUGCUGAUUUAUAUGAUGAGAGCAACAUGUCACAGGUACAAAUGUGUCUUCUUGCAUUGGUUGAUGUGGCGAAAUCUAAAGGUUUAACAGAAAGUGACAUUGGUGUAUAUGUAGCGGAAAAACAAAACCGUGAUUGGAGUAAUGAACAACUCAGAGCUGGCGAAGGAAUCAUAGGCUUGCAGGCAGGAACAAACAAAUGUGCCAGCCAGUCUGGUAUGACACCUUAUGGUGCAGCGCGGCCUGCCUAUGAAAAGAAGUACACGGGCUCAGGUGUUCAAAAAACAAAUGGAACUGAAGGAUACAAGCAUUGACAAACAACAAAAAAACAGAAUUUUGUUAAUUCCAGCAACAUUACCUCAAAAUUUGAUCCAGAUUUCAAAAGAUGUACUUUCAAGUUUCAAUUCACCAAAUUCGGUUAUUAUCAAUUCAAUUUAGAAUUACAGUUAGUAUAACCUGAACUAUGGUAACCAAUUGAAAAAUUUCAAAUUAUGUUGUGUAUUCAGAUUGCUCUUCAGUACAAAAAACAUUUGUCAGAAGAAUUAAGGUUGCAUGACCAAUUAUGAUAUUUCUUGAAGAGCUUUGAAAAUAAGAGCCAUAAAGUUGUUUUUUAAACUAUGGUUUUACUUUCUAGUAGUUAUUAUCAUUUCAUUUUACCUUGUGUGUACCUUUUAUUCAUAAUUAGCCGAAGUAGCUAAAGUGUGUUUAAACCUAUUAUACAGUGUCCAUGAGUGCUGGUAAACGUUCUAUUUCAUCUUUUAUUUUCUUAUUCUGUGAAGAACCUUUUUCUGUACAGUCAUUUUUAUGUAAGUAAAUUGUGGGAUAUUGAAUCUUUGCAACACCGCUCCAGCUUUUAUCCUCAAGUUAGGUUUGGUCAACAUCUAAAUUCAUUUUUGUUGCACCUCCCAUCGCUUUUUAAACACUUUUCCGUGUUCCGCUUUAUAUUUCUUACUUGAUCAAGUUUUUGUUGAGGAUUUAUCAAACCAUGCCUAACAAAUGAUCUAAUUUCAGUAUGUCAAUGUUGCUGUAUGCCUGGCUAACUUGUCAAUUGGGAUGGCCAAAGCAGGAGGCUUGCUAUUAGGACCAAUAUCUUAUAGAAAAUCGAAUUCAUUGAUGAUCUUUUUAUUGCAUGAUAUAAAACUUUUUAGACAAAUGAUUCCAUCAGUUUAAAAUAGUUUGUAGAGUUAAAUGAAAAUAAGACUAAGUAUACAAAAUUUUAUACAGUUGCUGCUAUCAAUAUGGUAAAGAGAAAACAUUUUAUGAAGUAUCGUAUCAGGAAGUUUUUUUUUGCUACUUUGUAUGUUAUUUUUGUUUCGUAUUAGUAAGCUUAUUCAUGCUUUUGGCUGUAAAAACUUGCAUUGCAACAACUGAAACUCUAUUUUUUGGUUCUGAAAUUUGUAUUGGCCAUCCUAAUUGUCAAGUCAAUCCCGUAUACCUGUGCUGUAAUAUAAAAAUUUAUCAUAAUAUUCACAUCACUGUAUCUGCAAUUUAAUUCAAAAUAAUUUAUAAGAUUUGGCUUGUAUAGGUAUGCUUUGUAGUUUCAUGUCUUGCAACCAUUCCCGAUCAUUCAUCCCUUGUAUUAUAUCAUGUUUUACGCUUGUUAAUGAAUCGUGUACCAAUGAAAUUAUUCAUAUAAAAUUCUAUUUCCAAAUAUCAAAAUGAUCCAUUCCUAAUAGCAUUCUCAUAUGAAUGGAAUCUACAUUCCUAUAUUAUGUACAGUAACAUUAUUUGUGUAACUGAUUUGGGCUGCUGAGUGCAAUAGACAUUAUAUCAAUCUCAGUCUCUAAGUCCUUUGUGCAAAAAAAGCUUAAUUCAGGGUUAAAAACUUUGUUAGUUCUAGAUGAAAUUUCGUCUUUGAUUCUUAAUUUUUGAAAUUCGAUUUUUACAGAACUAACUCGGGUUGAAAAAAAAAUCAUUCAUGGUUUAAAUGUUUGUUGUUAGUUUCGGUUGGAAUUUGGCUUUGGAUUCAUGAGUUUCCGACUUGAGAAGGUUUAUUUAAACUCCUAGUUUUGGGAAUUUGAAGACCGGCUCCACUGAAAUACUGAGUAAAUCUAAGUACUCUGACUCCAUUCUAUCUUUUAAAGACUGAUGUCUUGUAAAUAUCGAACUAUUUUUAACAUUAAAAUAUAAUCCACAUGCAUAUCUGUAACCCUAUUGUAACAUUGUCUGACAUGUUUCUCUGAGAAACUGAAUUUUGCUUUCUAACUAUUUGUUUGCACUGAAUGACUAACAAUGCAUAGGAACAGAAUUUAUCCUAUGAAUUUGAACAUAGUUGAAACCGUGGUUCAUGCUUUGUAUAUAGAAAUUCUGGUCCUCUGAUGUUGGUGCUUGCCAAAUGCAUUUUAAUGCCAUACUUUGAUCAACAAUUUUUUUUUGUAAUUGGAUUAUUUCUGUUGCACAUAUAUGUAGGUUUUUUUAGACAUAAUGACGCCUGUAAAAUGUUAAGUUGAAUAACGCUGGUGAUACUCUUUUAAAACAUAUUUUUAUUAAAAAAAUUAACAUGUAGAAAUGUUUGUUGGCUUAAUUUUUGGCAUUAAUAUUACUAAUUGCAUCUUAAUUUAUCGAGUUAACUUGCCUAAUAGCGAAUGUAAUAGGUAUUUCAUUCUGUGCGAUAACUUUUGUUGUAAUUUAGAUAUACUAGCAUGAAUUGCAACAAAAUUGGUCUGAUUUGGUUGUGUGUUCACUUUUUGUUGGAAUGAAAAAGUGGUAAAUACAGUAUGAAUGAAAUUUUGAGCUAAAAUUUUAUUCAACUGGGGGAUAUACAUAAAAAAUGUGCUGCCUCUUUGAUUGAUUAAAUGUGGUAUAGUCUUAUUCUUAUGGCUUGCAUGGCAGGUUUAUGUAUUCAUUUAUUCUUGUAUGUGUUUUCAUAUGUAGUCAAUAAACUUGUCUUACCAGAAUAUAUAUUUUAA